AUGAAGGCACUUGGCAUCUUUUUAAUUUUGUGUUUUUUCCUUUGUCAAGAAAGACCAGUUGCUGUUGGAGUCAUCCUAAAACAAGAUCCGUAUUUGGACGACGAGUUCAGAAGUUUUACCUACUUUUUUGAUAUAUGGAGUAAAACAGUGGAUAAGGCGUACUCAAUUAAUCAAGUUUCUAGCGGAAUUAUGAAGGUAUACAUGUCCCUCUUAUUGUUCCUUCUAUUACCAUAUUUUGCAUAUAUUGGCAUAUUCGGACAUACACGAAACCAGACAACCUUAACCUUGUCAUCUAUAAUGGCAUACUUCACCGCCCUAAUUGUGUUCUUUUUGACUAACGGGAUUUUAAACAUUGGCUUUGUAUGCUCGUUGCCAUUGGUAUUCGGAUCUUUUGUUUUCAAUUUAGCUAACUCGGAUUACACAAUUAAAGCUAUGUUCAAAUAUACUAGAUACAUAUUUUGUUUUAUCUUGGCCAAGUUCAUAUACGACAUUUUGACAAAUUUGAGAGGAGACGAAGCAAAUGCUUUCGAUUACGGGCUCAGUGGAUACAUAUACAUGUCAAUGCUCAAAGGAAAUUAUUAUAUGAUCUUAAAAAUAGUGCACUUAUUUGUGCUAAGCUUAAUGGCUCUUAUUAUUAAAAAAUUAUUUACACGGGUUUUUGAUGAAGGAGAUUUGAAGAGUCCUCAAAGCAUCCUAUCAGAUAAGUACAUGGUGUCUUUCCUAUGUUCUCUACCCAUCGCUGCAUCGAUUACACAAAUUUAUUAUCUAGCUAGCCAAACGAUAAAUCCCAUUGACCCAAGUGUAUUUUUUAUGAUCCCAACUUCAAUAAAUUUUUCUUCAACCAGCACAAUUUUUUCAUUAUCAUAUUACAAUCACGUUUUAAACAAGAUACCGAGUAACAUCAGUGAAUUUUUAUGA
Molecule: messenger RNA, 918 nt
Organism: Plasmodium gonderi
Lineage: Eukaryota; Apicomplexa; Aconoidasida; Haemosporida; Plasmodiidae
Exons: 11
Coding region: 1-918 (305 amino acids)
Source: RefSeq, a predicted model, not a curated record